AGGACUUUGUUCUCCGGCGCUGGUGGGCCCAGGCUGCUGCUGCUGCUGUCGUCGUCGUCUAUACUCUGUCUCUUAGUCUCGGCGCUCUAUAGGCGGUGUAUAUAGAUACACACACACACACACAUAUAUAUAUAUAUAUAUAUAUAUACGUAAGAUACGUGUGCAGUGCGCGGCGCUUCCUGGCGAACGGCUGCGAGAGUUCUGUGACCGGAGGACCCAGCUGUCGUAUAUCGGCAGAAUUUCUCGACGGCGGUACUUACGAUGGACUACGAGUGAUCAUGAAGCGAGUACACAAGUGAAGCUGAGAGAGAUCGGUAUGACCGAUCAAGGUUCUAGUGCGUAGACUCGGGGUAUACGUGGGUACCAACGUAGUAUACACAGAAGAGGAAGAGAGAGAGAGAGAGACAGCGCCGCCAACAUCUGUUGCACCGUUGAACCGUUGUCAAGUCUCUCUCGCUCGCGUCCAUACCGAUCGCGCGGCAGGAAGAUCGGCUUCGUCGGUGAGAAAAGUGAGACCGAUUUCUCUCGCGCGCGCGCGUUAUUACAUUCCCACGACAAAAGUAUAAUACACAGGAGUGCGUGUGCCAAGAAGAAGAAAAAUCGGAGAGAGAUCGGUAAGGAGAAUCGAGGAGUAUACACAGUGAGGAUCGACCGGGAGUACAACACCUGCCGGGCCAGUGGCCCGUGACCAUACUGCUGCAGAGCCAUCGGAGCGCGCGUGGCCUCAUUGCGCGGCGUCUCUCGCAUAUGGCCGGGAAAUCGGCUAGUCGGCUUGGCCGACGGGAGAAGCCGCCGCCGAGGCUGGACUGACAGCUGGCACCAAAGACACCACACACACACACACACACACACCUGCAGUGCACACGAGAGACGACCAGCCGAGCGUGAGAGACGCGUCCAGAUUUAGAAUAUAACCAGAAUAAGAGCGCUACACUGGAGAAUGCAGCUGAUCGACUAGAGGGAGCGAGCUUCGGGUAAAUAAUUGCGCCAGCCGACCCUCUGAGAGCACUUCGUUCAGCCUCUAAUCAACGAACGGGAGCAAACUGUUGUUACAAAUGGAUUUGACCGAGGCGUACGCGCCUAGUCAGAACCGGCGCGGUGGCACCGUCACCGAGGAGAAGACCACGGACUACUUCGACUUCGUGGUUUCUCCACCGCCGCACUGCACCAACGCCGAUGGGACCGUCGACGGGGACAACUUCCUGCAGCACACGGACUGCAGGACGAUCAACUUCCUGGAGGACGCGGACCUCAACCGUGAUAGCUUCAUCGCCAAUGUCAAGGAGGCCAACAAUAACACGAUUCAACUUCCGGCCCUGCCACCCGUCUCCACUAUCACGGGUCACAUCAACCGUAACUGUGGCUACCCCCUCCUCGAGGACCUCAGCUACUAUACGAACAACAACUGGAACACGUCGCCAGCCACGUCGAACGACCAUCACUCGGGUCUUCUGAACAAUCAGCGCAGGGACUCGCCACUGGGCGACAUGGCGCUUCAGCAGCACAGAGACUGCUCGAGCGAUGACCGGCAGAACACGGACGGCGCCAUCUACACGCUGACCGUGCUCAACAGCGAGGCCAACUCGAUAGACGGUCUGGAAUGCUGCAAGAGCUCGCCAUCCGGUACUACCAGCGACGGCUGGACGCUCCGAAAUAACCAGCUCGACUUGGACGCCAUUCUCAACAUGGAGAGCAGCGUCAACAUCUCUGACCCGAACGACCGUGACAACGAGCGCGGACAGGACGUCGUGACGGUCAACGGUAACGUCGUGGACAGCUACACCGCGAUAGCCGGCACGCAGUACACGACCGACGAUCAAACGGGGCCGUUCGGCGUAACGAUCAAGACGGAGCCGUUCGGCGUCACGGUCAAAGCGGAGCACGGUGACAACAACAACGACUGGAAGCUGUCCGACAGGAACAACCUGCAAGAGACGGUCACGGUGUCGGAGUCAGCGGCGGAAAGUUUGCUGAGGAACGCCCUUCAGGGCAAGCUCUACUCCACGACGGCGUCCUUGACCGGGGCCACGAGGUUGCUGGGAGACGGGUCAACCAGUGGCCAACCUAAUCAGGACGACACCAUGCAGACCUGCACGGACGAGCUUCUGCUGUCCCAACUCGACGUCGACGGAACCUACAGGACAGGCGACUACGACAAGCUGAAGAACAUCGCCAAUGAGGUGGUCGAGUCCUACUGCAAUCUCGAGCCCGUCUGCAACGUCCAGGCCACCACGGUGAUGUACACCCUCGACCCGGCCAGCGGAAGCUUGGGUACCAUCACGCUGCCCGCUGACCUGGCGCAGGUCGGGACCGUGACCGUAGUAACGACCGCACCGCCGCAACAGGAUGUGCUGCAUCAAGAUACCAGACACACGGAGCAGCAGCAACCGACUGUUACCGCUCGAACAACGACGGCUACGAGCCAGCUGCAGCUUCCCAACAACACCACGACCACUGGCCGGUCGACGAAGGCGCCAAAAAAGUACGUCCGAAGGGCUAACCGAAAUACAGCGAACGCCACGGGCAACGGAGGUGCUGGUGCCACGUCGCAGGGUGGCGCCGGUGCUACGGGUUCACCAGGCGCUGUGCAGCAGCGCAAGGAACGCUCCUUGCACUACUGCAGCAUUUGCAGCAAGGGUUUUAAGGACAAGUACAGUGUGAACGUGCACAUAAGGACGCAUACGGGCGAGAAGCCGUUCGCCUGUUCCCUCUGCGGGAAAAGCUUCCGGCAGAAGGCUCACCUGGCCAAACACUACCAGACCCACGUGCAGGUCAAGCCCAACGCGGCAACGGCUGCCGCCGCGGCGGCUGCUGCAGCAGCCGGCGGUACCAGCAACGGUAGCAGCGACACCGCCGAUCCCAAUGACGCGGAAAUGCAGGUCGACGGCAUCCAGGUCGAGGGUAUGCAGGUCGAGGGUGUGCCGGUCGAACAGCAGCAACUCGAGCACCAGCAGCAGAUAAUCGAGAUGCCAGCGGACUCUCAGGCAUGCACUCCGUCCAGCUAGCUUUCGUUAGCUUCGCCACUGUUUGGUCUGUUAGUCCUGACGGCUGGAUUUUGUACUGAGAUCUUGCUGAGUCUCGGAAGAGCGAGCUUGAGGGACUGGCUCGAUGUGUCAUGGUUAUGCACGGGGAAGAGUGAGUCGCGAUGGAAUUUCUUCAAAGCCUUAGAUUGCCACUUGGUUUCAGUUACUGCCGGCUGAUGUUGUUACUGCCAUUUUUAGUUACCGAGUCCAAUUCGACUUUGCGAAAUUGUCAUUUGCCGCACACCUACAGUUCCAUACACACUGGCACUCUUUUCCGUGUAGAUCGUAAAUUUAUCGAAUGUUCAGUUUUCAUAGAUUUUUUCUUUUUUAUCGUUGUCAUCUGUUUACGUUAACUUUUGGAUUAUGUUACCGAAGUAAUUUGACGGUGAACUCGAAACAAUGAGUUACAGCGCCAAACUGCGAAAUAGUAAAAUGUGUUAACAUCGAAUCUAAUUGACGCGAUGACCCGCUUGGAGUCUUUUAAAGAGUACCAUUAGUUUAUAUGCAGUUCACAGCACUUGGUGAACAUGAAAUGACUGGAAUAACAACGAACGUCAAGUAGCUCAACGUGUUAACGAAUUCUAAACGUUUUGUAAAACGAGGCUUAGCAACUUUUUGGAAACUCAGACAUCAGGUUUUCCCAAUUGAGUUUGCAAAGCGUUGACGAAGUCAGUGUAAAGUUCGGUGCUGUCCCAGUCGGACUUCGAAAUCUGAAGCUUUGCCAAACCAUGAACAUCGUCGCGAUGCAGUCCAUCCGAGCUGCGCUUUGUCCUCGAAAGAUCCAACGAGGAUUCAGUACAAAAGUACACCUUUCGCAUACGCAUAGCUCGAACGACGUCUUUCUACUUUUCAACUAUAUACUUUACUUAGAUUCUAAGCUUUUUCUGCGCACGAAAAUGUUUUCAAAUGCUCCACUGAAUAUAAUUUACAUGGCAGAGAUGAAGCGCGUGAUAGUUCGAUAUGAUAUUCGGUGACAUAUCGACUGAGAUUAUGGAAGCUCUCUUACUUCUUCAACAUUGACACUAUUUUUAUAACUUUACAAUAAUUAUCUUAAGCUAAGGUUUCAUAGAAAGUUAGGUAGAAACGCGACGCGUUUACGCGAUUUCCCAACACACUAUACACUGUAUGUACAAUUCCCAUAAGUUCUUGCGCGAUUGACAACGCGUUGGUUCGAGAUUAAUGCACACACACACACACACACACGAUCGUAAAACAAAAGGCUUGUAAUUUGAGAAUAAACAGGGUCGCGCGCACUUUACUGACAAAUUAACCAUAUGAACGAACGCUGUAUAAUCGAUAAGCCGUAAAUUGUAAGGAUUGAGAUUCUUUUUGCCCCGUGAAAUUAGUUUGUGAGAUUAAUUAGGUUGGACGAUUCCGAGCAGAGGAUGCGAAAGUCUUAUGAGUUAAGAAAGGUGAAGGUACACUAAUUAAAUGAAUAGGAUGAGAAACAGGCAAUGUGUUCCUACGAUGUAUUAGCCGAAAUGAGCCGGGCAUGUUGUUGGAAGCAUAAUAUACAAGUGCAGUGCGGAUCAAUCCAUACACGUGAAUUCAAAGUUGUAGAACCUGACCAACGCGUAUACUCUUCUUUUAUAAUUAGAUAUUAUCGAUUCUAUGACUAUACACUUCUUCCUUAUCCCAAUGUCGUUGCCGUAUUUAGACAAUUUUUCUCGCAAAGCUCAAUCGCGUUUCUAUGAAAAUACUCCAAUAUCCGACGUGCAAAGUACUGACUCGAGGUGUUGAUGGUACAAAAGACUGCGCGUCAGAUUCUUCCUCGAUUCUCAUAAUACGUACAUAGAAUAGCGUUGUCUAGUACGACUAAUGAUGGAAAUUUUAAUUUAUAAUUUUUAUGCUAUUUUGUGGCGCGAAAUCUAAAGUCAUUUGCAAAAAUGUAAAACGUUAAUUUUAUGUGAGUUGGCAAAAUGUGGCUCCCAGUACUGUUAUUUUUACCUAUUGCAGAUGUGAAUAUUUAUUUGAAUAAUAUUUGUUUAUAUUUAUCGACUAAACAAAAGCAAACAUUUUUUAAAGUGGAUUUGUUUCUUAAACGCAAUUUAUGACAAAUUUAAAAUAUCGGGCUCGAAUAAUAUGUUUAAUAUAACAUUAAAUCAUUUCGAAUCAGUACGAUAAAGUGUCACUAUUUGUUGCUGGUCGCUAAAAGCGUGAAUACAACCACAGUGGAACUUAUUCAUACUGGACAACUCUUUUCUGAUACGUAUUACAUUGAGCUAACUGGAAAAUUUGAUUGCCGAUAAUGCAAAAGUAGUAAACUCUCUCUCUCUCUCUCUCUCUCUCUCUCUCUCUCUCUCUCUCUCUCUGUAGUUAUCUUUUUUAACUUACUAUACUCACGUUAAAUUAAGUAAGUAAUAGCAUGAGCUGUGAUUUAGGUACAUAUGCGACGAUUGUGAAGCAGACCAUUCGAGAGGACGUUCACACCCACAAUUUUCGUGCAUGACUUUUGUGAUGUUUUGGGAGAAUCAGACGAAUUUUCUAAAAAUCUAAACUAUCCUUUUCCAAAAGCAGUUUUUUCAUUUCAAGUGACAGAUGGCACUUUCGUCAUAAAGUAGGAAGAACGGUGCCUGAUGGCCCCAAUUGCCAAUUUCACUCUGUAACUCUGUAACUCUGAUCAGUUCCCGGUAAUAGCAACCAAACCCCGGCAAGUCUACCUUAUUACGUAUGUAAGAGAAAUGAUUUUACAAUGAACUAGAAAAAACUGUCUUUUUAACGUUUUAUACAAAACAAAGUGAUUGACUGAAUAUACGAAUCUAACGUAAUUGUCUAUUAUUUAAAAAAAAGUGGUGAUCUAAAAUUUCGAUAUUAUUCUAUAACAUUGUGAUUAACAAAUUGUAUAUUCUCACGCUGGGGUUCUGUGAAAAAAAAGAAACAAGUGGACUCGAGAUCUCUAUUCUAAAUGAUACCUUUAAGUUUAACCUGAAACGAAAUUAAAAACGACUCAAGGUGUUAGUAAUCAUUGUAACACACGUAAGCUGAAAUUCCGAACAACUAUUCAUCAUCUCUUCAUUUCGCAAAGUGUUCAAAGUCACGCAAAUGCAUCUUACGUCGAAGUAAACACACGCACAACUUUCUCCCACGCCAUCCUCGAAAUUUCUUCAACGCUUUAUUCCGCUUUGAUGUUAUACUUUCCGCUAAUCUGUCUAUCACACACUGUCUACACGAUGAACUCAUGAAUCGAGCUAUCCUAGCGCCCAUUUGUUACAUAGGUAUAAUUCUCGUAAGAAUAAUAGCGAAGCUUCAGAGUUAGAUAAAAAAAAUUAGUUAAUGUAGACCCGUAGACGCAUUUUUCUUGUAGCUAAUUAUCACAGUAAACUUAAAGUGCGAAUCAUGAUUCAGCCUAGUUUAAGGUCAACACAUUAUAGCUGUAAGGAAUAGGCCGCGCGAAAAUUGUGAGCACGCAAGUGGUGAAACCAGUUGCGGCAAUACGAAUAAAUAAAUAAAUAAAUAUAUAUAUGUGUGUUACACGUGUAUUUUACAAUUUACACACAUAGACACUAGAGCUACUGAUGAUGAGGAGGACGUAAUUAAUACAAGCUUUUGGUCUGAUAACUGAAAGAAGAACGAUUGCAUGUAGACACUUUAAAUUAUGUUAUUAUCACGAUGAUAUGAAUAUAUGAACAAUACUCAAACAA
This is a messenger RNA of Nasonia vitripennis (jewel wasp), 6664 nucleotides long. RefSeq names its product zinc finger protein MSN4. Gene Ontology annotation, molecular function: RNA polymerase II cis-regulatory region sequence-specific DNA binding; DNA-binding transcription factor activity, RNA polymerase II-specific. The coding region runs from base 1056 to 3005 and encodes 649 amino acids. Lineage: Eukaryota; Metazoa; Arthropoda; Insecta; Hymenoptera; Pteromalidae. The transcript is spliced from 3 exons. Gene Ontology annotation, biological process: regulation of transcription by RNA polymerase II. The record is from RefSeq and is a predicted model, not a curated record. Gene Ontology annotation, cellular component: nucleus.